Nomascus leucogenys (northern white-cheeked gibbon) is the source of this 1858-nucleotide messenger RNA. RefSeq names its product angiopoietin like 6 (gene ANGPTL6). The record is from RefSeq and is a predicted model, not a curated record. Lineage: Eukaryota; Metazoa; Chordata; Mammalia; Primates; Hylobatidae.
GAGCUCAGGACGGUGCAGACCAGGGGAAGGAGGCGGCUCUCCCAGCCUGUGGCUGGUCGUCGGUGGGGCCUUCAGACAGGUCUCGGACCCUGGGCCUGGGCUCUGCGGGGCUCUACCUCAGAGGCCCCACUGGACCCUGGGCUCUUCCUUGGAUUCUUGUGUGUUUGGUGAGCUUCGCUGGAUUCAGGGUCUUGGGCAUCAGAGGUCUGCCGCGAUGGGGAAGCCCUGGCUGCGUGCGCUAGAGCUGCUGCUCCUGCUGGGCGCGUGGUGGGCGCGGGCGGGCGCUCCGCGCUGCACCUACACCUUCGUGCUGCCCCCGCAGAAGUUCACCGGCGCCGUGUGCUGGAGCGGCCCCGCGUCCACGCGGGCGGCGCCCGAGGCCGCCAACGCCAGCGAGCUGUCAGCGCUGCGCAUGCGCGUCGGCCGCCACGAGGCGUUGUUACGCGAGCUGCAGAGGCUGGCGGCGGCCGACGGCGCCGUGGCCGGCGAGGUGCGCGCGCUGCGCAAGGAGAGCCGCGGCCUGAGCGCGCGCCUGGGCCAGUUGCGCGCGCAGCUGCAGCACGAGGCGGGGCCCGGGGCGGGCCUGGGGUCGGAUCUGGGGGCGGAGCCUGCCGCGGCGCUGGCGCUGCUCGGGGAGCGCGUGCUUAACGCGUCCGCCGAGGCUCAGCGCGCCGCCGCCCGCUUCCACCAGCUGGACGUCAAGUUCCGCGAGCUGGCGCAGCUCGUCACCCAGCAGAGCAGUCUCAUCGCCCGCCUGGAGCGCCUGUGCCCGGGAGGCGCGGGCGGGCAGCAGCAGGUCCUGCCGCCACCCCCACUGGUCCCUGUGGUUCCGGUCCGUCUUGUGGGUAGCACCAAUGUCACCAGUAGGAUGCUGGACCCAGCCCCAGAGCCACAGAGAGACCAGACCCAGAGACAGCAGGAGCCCCUGGCUUCUCCCAUGCCUGCAGGUCACCCUGCUGUCCCCACCAAGCCUGUGGGCCCAUGGCAGGAUUGUGCAGAGGCCCACCAGGCAGGCCAUGAACAGAGUGGAGUGUAUGAACUGAGACUGGGCCGCCAUGUGGUGUCAGUAUGGUGUGAGCAGCAGCUGGAGGGUGGAGGCUGGACUGUGAUCCAGCGGAGGCAAGAUGGUUCAGUCAACUUCUUCACUACCUGGCAGCACUAUAAGGCGGGCUUUGGGCGGCCAGAUGGAGAAUACUGGCUGGGCCUUGAACCCGUGUAUCAGCUGACCAGCCGUGGGGACCAUGAGCUGCUGGUCCUCCUGGAGGACUGGGGGGGCCGUGGAGCACGUGCCCACUAUGAUGGCUUCUCCCUGGAACCUGAGAGUGACCACUACCGCCUGCGGCUUGGCCAGUACCAUGGUGAUGCUGGAGACUCUCUUUCCUGGCACAAUGACAAGCCCUUCAGCACCGUGGAUAGGGACCGAGACUCCUAUUCUGGUAACUGUGCCCUGUACCAGCGGGGAGGCUGGUGGUACCAUGCCUGUGCCCACUCCAACCUCAACGGUGUGUGGCACCACGGCGGCCACUACCGAAGCCGCUACCAGGAUGGUGUCUACUGGGCUGAGUUUCGUGGUGGGGCAUACUCUCUCAGGAAGGCCGCCAUGCUCAUUCGGCCCCUGAAGCUGUGACUCUCUGUUCCUCUGUCCCCUAGGCCCCAGGGGACAUUGGUCAGCAGGAGCCCAAGUUGUUCUGGCCACACCUUCUUUGUGGCUCAGUGCCAAUGUGUCCCACAGAACUUCCCACUGUGGAUCUGUGACCCUGGGCACUGAAAAUGGGACCCAAGAAUCCCCCGUUAAUAUCUUGGCCCCAGAUGGCUCCCCAAGGUCACUCAUAUCUUAUAAUAACACAAAGUAGCCACA